GUGUCGGCUGCUUCUUUAUUUCUUGGGUUCUGUAUUUGCAAAAUCACUUCUAUAAAAAUCCAUUCUUUUUCUUUACAAACAAAACAAAAAGUUGUUUAAGGAAUUGAAUCAAAUAUUUUCUUGGAAUUUUUUUUAUCAUAUGGUUUAAGUUUACACCUACAUUUGUUGUUGGAGCUUGUUUUAGCUUCAAAAUAACAACACUGAACUGGAUUCAGUGUAAAAUUUCAUCCCAAAAAAUCCCAUUUUGAGAUUUUCUCAAUCUCUUCAUUGCCAUUUUCAGAAUGGCAAAUGGGACUGUGCAACAAUGGAUAUAUUCAUUUGUUACUUUGUCGAUUGUUUUUAGAACUGAAGGGCUCUUUGUAAAUAUUACUUACGUUCUCAGUGGGGUGGCAAAAGGAGCAGUAUGUCUGGAUGGGAGUCCACCGGCAUAUCAUCAUGACAAAGGAUUUGGUACAGGGGUUAACAGUUGGUUAAUCCAAAUGGAGGGAGGAGGUUGGUGCAAUAAUAUAAGCACUUGUCUUUCCCGGAAGUAUACUCGCUUGGGAUCAUCUAAGCAGAUGGUAGAAAAUCUCGCUUUCUCAGGGAUUCUCAGCAACCUGCCUCAGUUUAAUCCAGACUUCUAUAACUGGAACAGAGUAAAGGUUGGAUAUUGUGAUGGAUCAUCCUUUACUGGUGAUGUUCAAGCAGUCAAUCCGAUUACUAAUCUUCACUUCAGAGGGGCACGGGUUUUUCUUGCUGUUAUGGAGGAUUUGUUGGCAAAAGGAAUGAAGAAUGCUGAAAAUGCUAUUCUGUCUGGAUGUUCAGCUGGCGGAUUGACUUCAAUUUUACAUUGUGACAGCUUCAAAGCACUCCUACCAAUGGGUGCUAAAGUAAAGUGCUUUUCGGAUGCUGGUUAUUUUAUCGAUGCGAAAGAUAUUUCUGGUGCGCCUCAUAUUGAAGAAUACUUCAGAGAUGUUGUCAGCUUACAUGGUUCUGCCAAGAAUCUGCCGCCAGUGUGUACCUCAAGAUUGAAGCCGGAUUUGUGUUUUUUCCCACAAAAUGUUGCUCAACACGUGCGGACACCACUUUUCCUAGUUAAUGCAGCCUAUGAUUCCUGGCAGAUAAAGAACAUUUUGGCUCCUGGUGUUGCUGAUCCAUAUGGAUUCUGGCUCAACUGCAAACUUGACAUACUGAAAUGCUCUUCCAGGCAGCUUCAAAUUAUGCAUGGUUACAGAUUGUUGUUUCUGAGAGCAUUAAAUGCGCUCGGCUCUUCUUCAUCGAGAGGGUAUUUCAUCAACUCCUGCUUUGCACACUGUCAAACUGAGGUUCAAGAAACAUGGUACAGGGCUGACUCUCCUAAGUUAGCUAACAAGACUAUAGCCAAAGCACUCGGAGACUGGUUUUACGACAAAAAUCCAUUCCAGAAGAUUGAUUGCCCUUACCCUUGUGACAAAACCUGUCACAACCGUGUUUUUGAUCCAAAUGUCCAUACUUUCGACAUUGAUAUAUAAAAUCAUUGAUAGAAGUUAUUCUUUGAGAUCAUUGAUAUGAAAAAUCAGAAACUCCCAAAGGGAAAAUAGAAAAUAUAGAAGGAAAGAAGCUUGUAUUGAUUUGUUAAAUAUUUCACAAUAAGGGAAAAGUUAUCAUGGCAUAAAAUUGUAUGCUGUGGUGCCCUAUACAGAUACUAUAUAUGUAUUCUUAUGCAAUUAGUAAAGAUAAUCUCAAUAAAAGUGAUUUU
This is a messenger RNA of Solanum verrucosum, 1717 nucleotides long. Its product is annotated as pectin acetylesterase 8-like. Gene Ontology annotation, biological process: cell wall organization. The transcript is spliced from 13 exons. Gene Ontology annotation, molecular function: pectin acetylesterase activity. Gene Ontology annotation, cellular component: plant-type cell wall. The record is from RefSeq and is a predicted model, not a curated record. The coding region runs from base 282 to 1490 and encodes 402 amino acids. NCBI's taxonomy places the organism in Eukaryota, Viridiplantae, Streptophyta, Magnoliopsida, Solanales, Solanaceae.